AUGGCAGAGGAUGAUGAGAACGCUCUAUUGCAACCUCCUUCGGAAGAGGAGUACCCUACUAUUGAACGGCAACUCUCCUCCUACAACCCUCUUCAAACAUUCCACCUAGCCAAAGGUGAUCAAAAGCACUACCAACAGCAGUAUGGCGAUAUGUAUUUUUUGCGAUUAGCGGAGCUGAAGCCCGCUGUGGAAGAGAUUGCUGCGGAGGCAUGGAGUGAUAUAGUGAUAGCGGGGGAAAGCGUCAGGCGCGUCGACCGGGUUCUGGAUGUAAGACAGGGCGAGCUUUGCUGGGUUGCUGGAACAGUCUAUAUGGAUAUGCCAUUGAAACCCAAUAUUCUAGACGACAUAUCCAAAGACCAUUGGAUCUCAGCUCCUCCACCGCGCGAGAAAUACGUAUCUCCUACAGGCCAAGACCAAACCAUGCUUGAAGAUGAGUCAGGGCGGUUAAGGCUAAUUGGAACGCCCUUGCAAAUAUCUAUGCUGGUAACAGGUUGUAUUAUAGCAGUCAUGGGAACGGAGAAUGCAAAUGGUGAUUUCGAAGUUAUGGACAUGAAAGUACCGGAUCUCCCUCGGCAACCACAGCGAUGGGAACGCGAUGACGGCUCAGCUAUCUUGGCUAAUGGCGGAGGGAAGUCGGAAAGGAAAGAGCAGAAAGAACGUAAAGCAGGGGGGAAGGUGGCCAUAGUCAGCGGUCUGGGGAUCAACGGCGAAGAAGGCGAUACCUUGACUCUGGAUCUCCUCAUGGAAUACCUUCUGGGCGAGGCAUGUGGCCAAUCGACUCAGCACGAGGUUGGAAAGAUCUCACGACUCAUCAUAGCCGGCAACUCAAUCAGUGAAGGCAUGCCAUUAGAUUCUAGAGACGAGCUUACGGACAAAAAGUCAAGCAAGAAGUACGGCUACGACUCUUCCGCCUACAAUCCCGCCCCGACCGUGCGUCUUGAUGAGUUCUUGGCCAGUCUUCUACCCUCCAUACCCAUCACGCUUCUGCCCGGGGGAAGCGACCCAGCAAAUAUUUCGCUACCGCAGCAGCCAAUACAUCCCGCCAUGUUUCCACAUAGCAGAGCCUAUACGCCAAUGCCAGGAUCGCAGGGGCCAGGAUGGUUUGAUAGCGUCACAAACCCGUGGGAAGGCGAUGUGGAUGGCUGGAGAUUGAUGGGAAAUGGGGGCCAACCAAUUGACGAUGUGUUCAAGUACGUGGAGGGAGACGAGCGGUUGGAGAUGAUGGAAAACCUCCUAAGAUGGAGAUGUGGAGCUCCUACUGCGCCAGAUACACUAUGGUGCUACCCUUUUCAGGACAAGGACCAGUUCGUCAUCGGAGAGUGUCCGCAUGUCUAUUUCGUGGGCAGCCAGCCAGCCUUCGAAACGGCCAUCAUUGAUGGCCCAGUGGGACAGUCAGUACGACUGAUCGCUGUGCCGAAAUUCAAAGAGACGGGAGAAGUGGUUCUGCUCGAUAUGGAUACUCUGGAAGUUGAGACUGUCAAGUUUGAAGUUUUCAACGAGACAUGA
Messenger RNA from Letharia columbiana, 1506 nucleotides. RefSeq lists its product as uncharacterized. The record is from RefSeq and is a predicted model, not a curated record. Bases 1 to 1506 code for a protein of 501 amino acids. Gene Ontology annotation, biological process: DNA replication; DNA strand elongation involved in DNA replication. The transcript is spliced from 5 exons. NCBI's taxonomy places the organism in Eukaryota, Fungi, Ascomycota, Lecanoromycetes, Lecanorales, Parmeliaceae. Gene Ontology annotation, molecular function: DNA binding. Gene Ontology annotation, cellular component: delta DNA polymerase complex.